AUGAAAAGCAAAGAAGUGAAAACUGAAAAAGAUAACAAUACAACGGCAUCGAUAGCACCAGCGGUUAGCAGCACCAGAGGGACAAAGACAGCGCCCGACACCGGCAGACAUGAAUCCACUGAGAGUUCAGAGCCUCAGUUGGAGGCCGUGAAUGGGCGCAGAUAUAGUACGGAAGCGUCGGUUGUCGGCCGACGAGUGGCCAAAAGGUCGCGACUGUUCCGAUGCAAGUUACGAGUCUUCUGUGCACUCCAUCGACCCGUUGGUCUACUCAGCCGUUCCUAUCACUACUUCUUCUUCGUGUUAAUCGCAUUCAGUUGUAUUGUAUUCAACAUAUUUGAGGCACAUUUCGAUGAUUAUGCCUUCCUAUGUAUGACUGUCUUGGAUUCGUGUCUCACAGGCUGGGGUGGAAAGUAUCAAUAUCUGCACGAUUACGGACCUCUUCGGGCUCUGGAUGUGAUCGGACUCUUGACUUUCUGUGCGUUUAUUUGGGCCGAAGACUUUACCGACACUGUGGGCAUACUAUUACGACUUCUACAUGUGCUGCAAAUCUUUCAAUUAUAUCGACUCAUGCUGUCGUUGUUGCGGCUGAUGAUCAGUACGAUCGUCGACCAGUUCCAGCAGUUGACCAUCGCUUUCAUAUUUGCCUCAAUAAUACUUGUGCUCAUCUCUCAGAGUAUGUUCUUAUAUGAAUGGGAGGACGAGGACAACAACGUCGGGAUCUUCGAUGCCUUCUGGUUUGGAUACAUCACUCUCACCACAGUUGGUUACGGUGAUAUAACUCCGAAAACAAAGUUGGGUCGAGCGAUGACAUGUGUGCUGGCCUUCUGUGGGAUCUGUAUUUUCCAACUGCCGGCCAAUAUCUUCGGCACCGGUUUAGCCAUAAAGUUGAAGGAACAGCAAAAGACUAUACUAUUCAGAGGGCCGGCGUCUAAACUCAUGCUAAGUCUGUGGCGGUGUUACGCGACGGAAGGCCCGAACUCGAGGACCACUUGUGUG
Messenger RNA from Medioppia subpectinata, 996 nucleotides. The record is from the annotation of a GenBank genome assembly. Lineage: Eukaryota; Metazoa; Arthropoda; Arachnida; Sarcoptiformes; Oppiidae.